AUGUCGGACGAAGAUAAGAAUUCCACUCCCAGUAAGCCCUUGGCUGCGCUCAACUCCCCUGCCAGCCUCAGAGCUGAGUCGCCCACUACCGCUCGCCCGCUCGACUUUGACGAUGAACCCCAAGAGAGCGGAGUCAUCACUUCCUCUCCUGCCGCUGCGCAGCCAGCUCCUGCCGAGGAUGCCCCGCCAAAGCCGCCCCGGCCCCUGAGCCCGAGAGAACAGUCGGAGAUCACACUGAAGGAGGCGUUCCCAAGCGUUGAGCCUGGCGUCGUCAAGGCAAUUUUGACAGCGAGCAAUUGGAAUGUCGAGCGAGCAUUCAAUGCGCUUCUGGGCAUGACCGACCCUAAGGCCCAAGAGGAAAUGGCACCGCCACCAAAGCCGCCCCGUCCGUCCCAGCAGCCUACCUCUACCACGCAGAGACAAAUGGAUGCCGAUGAAAUGUACGCCCGUCAGCUCUCUGAGCAUUACAAUGCGACAGGACGUCGCGCGCCUCCCCCCGGCUGGGAAAGCGAUCCUAGAUAUCAGCGACCCAGAGGAAGUGAAGAGUCGGAUGACCGGGAAUAUAACUUUUUCGAUGAUGAUCUACCCGUGAUCCGCGAGAAUAUCCGCAAGGGUUUCCUGGAGACCCAGUCCAAGGUUAACUCUUGGGUAACAAAUUUGAAGAAGAGGAUCGAUGGAGAUGAAGUGGACGAGCAAUCUGAGCUUAGCCAAGGAGAGAGUGCUGCGUAUGGUCGUCCCCGGCGUAGCGGCGAUUUGGGCCGUCGCAGCGGUGACCGUGAACGUUAUGACGCAGAUCCCCAGGUUCUCGGCGAUGACUUCUCUGCCCUUGAGCUGAGAGAUGGCGAAGCUCCUCCGCGUCAGCCUCCCCGUCCUCGUCCCAGCAUCAAGACCUCUCCUUCGCCGGACCGGCGCAGGGUCUCCUUCCAGGAGGGACCUCCUACUGAGAUCGAUACCCUUUAUGAUGCUCCCUCCUCCAAGCGUAACAGCGUAACAGGCAACAAGCCUAGCAAAUGGCAGCCCUUGUCCACCGUCGAGCCCUCCCCCGUCGCAGAGAACGACCCAUUCAGUCUUGGUGACAGCGAUGACGAGAAGGAUACCAAGACCAAGGAGCAAACCACUGCUUCAGAAAGUGACCAAAUCAAGAAGGCCACGGCCGAGGCCAUGUCCGAUGAAGUGGGUUCCUCGAAGGAUAAGGACACGAAGGAAGACCGCAAGCCCGAUGAGUCGAAAUAA
Molecule: messenger RNA, 1233 nt
Organism: Penicillium antarcticum
Lineage: Eukaryota; Fungi; Ascomycota; Eurotiomycetes; Eurotiales; Aspergillaceae
Exons: 5
Coding region: 1-1233 (410 amino acids)
Biological process (GO): ubiquitin-dependent protein catabolic process
Cellular component (GO): cytoplasm
Molecular function (GO): ubiquitin conjugating enzyme binding; ubiquitin binding
Source: RefSeq, a predicted model, not a curated record